Malassezia globosa CBS 7966 is the source of this 3831-nucleotide messenger RNA. RefSeq lists its product as uncharacterized. The coding region runs from base 1 to 3831 and encodes 1276 amino acids. Gene Ontology annotation, cellular component: intracellular anatomical structure; nucleolus. The transcript is spliced from 2 exons. Gene Ontology annotation, molecular function: ATP binding; RNA binding; helicase activity. Gene Ontology annotation, biological process: maturation of SSU-rRNA from tricistronic rRNA transcript (SSU-rRNA, 5.8S rRNA, LSU-rRNA). The record is from RefSeq and is a predicted model, not a curated record. Lineage: Eukaryota; Fungi; Basidiomycota; Malasseziomycetes; Malasseziales; Malasseziaceae.
AUGACCAUCCAUGAAGACGAUCUUGACGAGGACCUCGACGCAAUGGAUGACAACGAUGACGAUCAAGUCACGAGUGAGACAUUCAGUCAGGUUCAUGAAUAUACAGAAAAUGAUGAACGCCAGCGACGCAUUCUUGAUGCCGUCAAAAAGUUCGAGAAAAAAGAAGCCAUACCUACAUCGGAACCUCCUGUGCAGGUUGGUUCAGCUUUAGCUAGGGGAACCGACGAUCAUCCCAUGCAGCCGGUGAUUCGAAAAAGACAAAGGAAACGCCAAGUUCAAGAUCGAAGCAACCUGUCCAUUAUGGAAAGAAUUGUGCGAGGAAAAUCUAACGUUAAUCAGCAAAGUCAAGAUACAGACAGCAGCUUUGACUCCGAUGAAGACGAAGAAAAGAGCGAGACUUCCUCUUCCGAAGGUGUCUAUAAUGUGGACAAAAUGAUUGAAAACAGAAAGUUGCACAAAGGUAAAGAGAAAAUGACCGAUAACGAAAACGACACAGACUCUGUUGCCACAGACGAGCUGGAAAGUGAAGAGCCCGACACCGACGAGGACGAAGAGGCUGUGCUCUUAGAAGCUAUGAGACAGCGUGGAUUAUUACCUCCCGGUUCAGAAGCCAUUCCUGAGAACAUGCUCUCAAAUCUUCAGCACCCCGCUGAGAAGAGGCUUGGUGCAUCUAAAUUGAAAGAGGACGAGGAGCAUGGCCGUAGCGAGAACGACGAGUCGGAUCCAAGUCAUGAUGAUGAGAAUGAUGAUUGGGACGAAGAAGAAGAAGAAGAAGAUGGGGAUAGCAGCGAUGAAGAUGAGGAAAAUGAGAAUGACCAUCAGAGAAAUAUUGAUUUUGAAGGGACGCAUGAUCGGACCCCCAAACGUCGUGGAAUUGGUGAAUCAAGUCGUAGUCGCGGAUUUAAAGAAUGGGCGAUGGAGGCUCUUCAGCUUGCACGACCGAACCAAGACAAUGAAGAUGGCCGAACCCUCGAGCCGGUGGGUGGUCAUGUGGUUCGCGUGCGUGAUUUAGGACCACAAGAUGGCAAAAUUCGUGGUCCACUGGGUCAGGAUAUGCCAUCGAUUCGUUCGAGCUUCACGCAGCAGUACUUUGAUGAAGAAGCAUUCUUAAGCACACUAAGGGAUACAAAACCUAUUCGGCAUGUAAUUGUCGAGCGUCCGCAAGAGCUUCAGGAGGCACGCAUGCAAUUACCUGUCGUGUCCGAAGAGGACUCGAUCCUUCGAACUGUACUUGAGAAUCCUGUGACCGUCUUAUGUGGUGAGACAGGUAGCGGUAAAACGACUCAAGUGCCUCAGUUUUUGUAUGAGGCUGGUUUCGGAACACACGGAAGUGCCAAUCCAGGUCUGAUUGGGAUGACGCAGCCACGUCGCGUUGCUGCCGUAAGUAUGGCGCGUCGUGUGGCCGAGGAACUACAGUUACCGAGUCAUCGCGUUUCGUAUCAAAUUCGUUACGAUGCCACUUCUAGCCCGCAUACUCAAAUCAAGUUUAUGACAGAUGGUGUUUUACUUCGUGAACUUGCCCAAGACCUAACUCUCUCUAAAUACAGUGUCGUGAUUGUUGAUGAAGCACACGAACGAAGCGUCAACACAGACGUUUUGAUCGGCAUGCUCAGUCGCGUCGUGAAGUUGCGAGAAAAACGCUGGAUCGAUGGUGGCAAAGGACUAGAAGCUCCUAGACCUUUACGCCUUGUGAUUAUGAGUGCAACGCUGCGUGUGGGUGACUUUACUAGGAACACGGCGCUCUUCUCAACGCCACCACCUGUGAUUCAUAUCGGAGCACGACAGCACCCCGUAACAAUACAUUUCAAUCGUCGGACCCAACAGGACUAUGUAACCGAGGCGAUAAAAAAAACAAGCAAAAUUCACACACGACUUCCACCUGGCGGUAUUCUUGUGUUCAUGACGGGUCAGCAGGAAGUGCAAACAGUCUGUCGCAAAUUGGCGCAACGAUAUAGUGCCAAUGUUCUUACCAAGUCUCACACGGAUGAAGAGGCUUAUUCUCGGAGUCGCUCAGCAAUGUCCUCACGCGUGGUGGAACCAGAAGCCGAAGACAUGAAUCUCGGCACAUCCGAGGAACCUGCGAUCGAUCACGAGUUGGACCAUGAUACUCAAAGUGACGAUGACGCUCUUGAUACGGAUGAGGAUGAGGAUUCCAAUACGUUGAAACUGGCUGAAUCUGUGACGCCUAUGCACAUUCUUCCAUUGUACUCACUCUUGCCGACUGCCGAACAACAGCGUGUGUUUGAUGGAGCGCCUGACAAUACACGACUUGUAGUUGUAGCUACAAACGUGGCGGAGACGUCCAUCACAAUCCCUCAUAUAAAAUAUGUCGUGGAUUGCGGUCGCGCAAAAGAACGGCACAUUCAUCCACACAGUCAAGUGCAAUCGUACGACGUAACAUGGAUCAGCAAGGCCAGCGCGGCUCAGCGAGCCGGUCGUGCAGGCCGUACUGGCCCGGGCCACUGCUACCGCCUGUACUCUUCUGCAUUGUACGAGGAACUAUUUCGCGAGUUUGGUGAGCCUGAAAUUCUACGCACACCAGUAGAUGGCCUCGUUCUUCAGAUGAAGUCGAUGAAUAUCGAUCAUGUGGCAAACUUCCCAUUUCCCACACCUCCUGACCGGCAUGCCCUGAUGAAGGCAGAGCGUACACUUGUGCAUCUUGGAGCUCUUGAACAUGUAGAUGCCAUGUCAGGGAACAAGCGUGUCACGAAUGCAUCCAUUACCAGUCUUGGCAGAAUUAUGUCUCUAUUCCCUGUGGUGCCGCGCUACGCUAAGCUCAUCGCCCAAGGACAUCAACAUGCAUGUUUACCUUAUGCUGUGGCUAUUGUGGCUGCUAUGAGUGUUGGAGAUGUAUUUGAGCGUGAGGACUGUGUCUUGUCUCUUACAGGCAUGGCGCUGAAUGAUGCUGCGGAAGACGAAGCAGAGGCAAAGGAGCAGCGGCGCGCGGCACGUGCAGCCUAUUUCAAAGCCCUUCGCGAAUUCGACGUUCUAGGCGAUGGCCUUAGCGAUGCGUUCCGCCUGCUCAGCGUAGUUGGUGCAUACAGUCAUGAAGCUGCAUUUGGCGCGUCUGUCUCAUUUUGUCGCGCACAUUUUGUGCGCCAGAAGGCCAUGGAAGAGAUACACAAACUACGCGCGCAACUAAGUCACUUGGUGAUAGCAAAUCUCAGUGGCUUGUCCGAUGAUGAUACAAAGCAUUUGCAGGACCCCCAACUUCCUCCGCCGAACAGUGUCCAGAUAAAGGUGUUGCGACAGCUUCUUGCAUCUAUCUACAUUGAUCGUGUCGCUGUCCGUGCCGAUGUGGUUGGUGCACCCGAGGCCGAAUUAACACCAGCAUCUCAGGGCGCAAAAAUGGCCAGCACACGGCGUAUUCCAUACGUGGCACUGGGUGUUCAUGGGCCUGUGUAUAUCCAUAUGAGCUCGGUGUUCUAUCAUCGUCCACCGCCUGAAUGGUUAGUGUUUGGCGAAGUGCACCAAAGCGCACCAAAGGAAGCUAGCAUGAACGAUGGUAAGGAAGACGAUAUGGCUCCUCGCACACAAUGGCUCAAGAUGGUGACAAAAAUCAAUCCGGCCUGGGUCUCUACACUAGGCCGCUCUCUCUGCACGUUCUCACAAAGCUCUGAAGCGCUAGGACCUUCCGCUCUCACCACCGCGAUGAAGGCCGUCAAGCGUGGUCAGCAAGGCACAGCGCUCAAGCGAGACGUUUUAAUUACCCCUCGUUAUGGUGGCUCACUCCAAGAUGGUGGUGCAGCUGGUGGGCAAGGUUGGGAACUUCCUUCUUUGAAAGCGCAGCAAGUGCUACGAAACGGACGGUGGACUACGGAGGGCUGGUAG